AUGCCCUCCGACAACAACUCCAACCCACCACACACGCCCCCCGAGCUCCCCUCGGGCCUCAACAUCGUGCACUCCAGCCCCCCCGGCACGCCCAAGAUGAAGGACGGCCCCGAGCCCGCGCCGCUCACACGUGCAGAGCUGCUCGACUCUGCGCAAAAGUUCCUCGAGAGCGCGCCCAUCAUGAAUGCGCCGCUGCGGGAGAAGCUCGAGUUCCUCAAGACCAAGGGGCUGACGAGGGACGAGAUGGAGGCGCUGCUGGAGAAGCUGGCGGAGAAGGAGGCGGGGAAGGGGGUGGUGGUUGUGGGCGGGAAGAAGGAGGAGGAGGAGAGGAAGGAGAAGGAGAAGGAGGGGGGGAAGGCGGAUAAGGGGAAAGGGAAGGAGCUUGUGAAGGCCUCCUCCAGCACCUCGACCUCGACCUCCACCUCCACCGCCGUCGUCCCCACCAAGCCCGCCCCACCACCACCACCACCGCCAGCAGCACCCCGCCCCCGUCGCCCCCAUCGUCACCUACCCCGAAUUCCUCACCCCCGCCCCCCCGCGCCCCCCGCUCCCCUCAUGACCGCCAAAACACUCGGCAAAUCCCUCUACUUCGCGACCGGCGCCGCCGCCACCAUCUACGGCGCCAACAAGUUCGUCCUCACCCCCAUGUACGACGCCCUGACCUCCGCGCGCCUCGACCUCGCCAGCACCGCGCUCACAAACCUCGCAACGCUCAACACACGCCUCACCGAGCUGCUCCCCGAGGGCGCGACUAUCAAGCCGCGCCGCGCCGACAGCGACUCGGACAGCGACACCAGCGACCCCGGCGAGCUCUUCCACGUCGAUGCGAGCACGCAGACGAGCGCGGACCUUGGCGCGGACCUGGCGGACGGCGCGGAGCUCUCGCCGGAUGGGAAGUUGGAGAGGUUGGGGGCGCAGCUGCAGACGCUCGUGGAGAGCCAUAGUGAUGGGACGGAUAACGAGCUGACGUUUGCGCUGGAGGAUCUCACGAGCUAUCUCGAGACGCUGACGUAUGAGUGGCCCGGGACGAAUAUUUAUACGAGCCCGUAUGGAGGGUAUGGUGGCGGUGCGGGCGGGAAGGAGAAGGAUAAGGAUGAUCCGGUGGCGAAGGUGAAGGCGGAGAUUAGGAGUGUGAAGGGGGUGUUGUUGAAUAGUAAGAAUUUUCCGGCGUCGAGGUAG
Molecule: messenger RNA, 1179 nt
Organism: Morchella importuna
Lineage: Eukaryota; Fungi; Ascomycota; Pezizomycetes; Pezizales; Morchellaceae
Exons: 3
Coding region: 1-1179 (392 amino acids)
Source: RefSeq, a predicted model, not a curated record